AUGGGUCUACGCUUAGUAUCGGUACGCACAAAUCCAACUACAUCAAUUGCCAGUACCAAUUCUAUUUCACUAAAUACUACUUGUUUUCAGUCGUCAUCUGCAGGUAGUUUUGGAACACGUGUGUGUACAGCUGAUAGUUCACUGAUCAUGGUUGCGUCACCGUCUCAUACUGUGUCUUCUGGUGGACACUUACGCACAUCAAAUUCACAUUGUUCACAGGCUUCAGAUAUCCAGCAAACCCAAGCAGCUGCAGUAUAUGUCUUAACCACCUCAGUCUGUCCAAUUCUAAGCACAACGACUGUUACUCCAUCUAAUUCUAGCACUGCACUUCGAGCAGCUAACCAAACUAGCAUACUGACUUACGGUGAAUAA
Messenger RNA from Trichobilharzia szidati, 372 nucleotides. The record is from the annotation of a GenBank genome assembly. NCBI's taxonomy places the organism in Eukaryota, Metazoa, Platyhelminthes, Trematoda, Strigeidida, Schistosomatidae.